Molecule: messenger RNA, 2863 nt
Organism: Saccostrea echinata
Lineage: Eukaryota; Metazoa; Mollusca; Bivalvia; Ostreida; Ostreidae
Product: ras-related C3 botulinum toxin substrate 1
Exons: 7
Coding region: 142-1059 (305 amino acids)
Biological process (GO): actin filament organization; small GTPase-mediated signal transduction; establishment or maintenance of cell polarity
Cellular component (GO): plasma membrane; cell projection; cytoskeleton
Molecular function (GO): GTP binding; GTPase activity; protein kinase binding
Source: RefSeq, a predicted model, not a curated record
GUCGUCUAAAAAUAGGACAGCGAAUUCGGGCUAUUUAUUCGACGACAGCCAUAUUUCAGGAGAGUAAAAGGGAGAGGUCCAAGAAGUUUGCCGGGCCAAAAUACUUAUCUGAUAGAUAGAUAAUUUAACAUUUGAUUAAUUAUGCAGGCGAUCAAAUGUGUUGUUGUCGGUGACGGAGCCGUGGGUAAAACAUGUCUUCUCAUCAGCUAUACCACAAAUGCUUUUCCAGGGGAAUAUAUUCCAACUGUAUUUGACAACUACUCAGCAAAUGUGAUGGUUGAUGGGAAACCCAUAAAUCUAGGAUUAUGGGAUACAGCAGGACAGGAAGACUACGACAGGUUACGUCCCUUGAGCUACCCACAGACAGAUGUUUUUCUGAUGUGUUUCUCUUUGAUCAGUCCAGCUAGUUUUGAAAACAUCAGAGCUAAGUGGUACCCGGAGGUGAACCACCAUUGUCCAAAUGCCCCAACCAUCCUGGUGGGAACAAAGCUUGAUUUGAGGGAUGAUAAAGAUACCAUUGAGAAGCUGAAGGAGAAGAAAUUGUCCCCCAUUACUUAUCCCCAGGGGCUGGCACUGGCCAAGGAGCUUGGAUGUGUGAAAUAUCUAGAAUGCUCAGCUCUCACCCAAAAGGGUUUAAAAAUGGUUUUUGAUGAAGCAAUACGAGCCGUGCUUUGUCCAAAGCCAAAAGCAAAGGCAAAGAAAGGAUGCGAUGUGUUUCUCAUUUGUUUCUCCUUGAUUAGCCCUGCUAGCUUUGAAAAUGUUAGAGCCAAGUGGUAUCCGGAGGUCAGCCAUCACUGUCCCAACACACCUAUCAUUCUGGUGGGGACCAAGCUAGAUUUACGAGAGGACAGAGAAACAGUAGAGAAGCUAAAAGAAAAGAGGCUGGCACCCAUCACCUACCCACAAGGCCUUGCUAUGGCCAAGGAAAUCAACGCUGUCAAAUAUCUUGAGUGCUCAGCACUGACACAGAAGGGUCUUAAAAACGUUUUUGAUGAGGCCAUCCGAGCAGUUUUGUGCCCAAAAGCCAAACCGAAGAAGAAGAAGUGUAAAGUUUUAUAACAGGACAGAUUAAUGACAGACUUUUUAUCCUAGAGGACAUCAGUGGAAGGCUGCUACAGGAUUUCUCCAAUUUUUCUCGAGCUAUACAGAAUUAGGGAUUUGUCAGUCAAUGAGAAUAAGAAUGCAUAAUGUAGCAUGCUGUAUUUUAGGGUAGGGGGUGAUCUUGUCUUUGUAACUCUUUUUUUUUUUUUAUACCUGACCAAUGGGUAUUUAUUCUAUUGAGUUACCAUUACUAAUGAUGUAAUCCAUUUGUUGUUUCACUCUAUUCAAUUGGUUUUUUUAAUGUGUAUAUAUUAUUAAAAUCAUGGCAUUGAAUGUUUGUUACUGAAACCCUGGCAUUGAAGAUUAAAACACCCAACCUUAAAUGAUCACACACAAUUCUUUAUUUUGAUAGUCAGGAAGUUGAAUGCACACCACACAGUUUUUCAGUAAGGUAAUUGAUAGUCAGAUGUCUUCAUUUAUUACCUUCUGCCAAGAAAAAAAGUGUCUAUAGGUUUAUAUAUUUUGUGUUUUUUGUUAAAGAUGUAGCAUGUGAUGCAUUAAAAGUUGUUUAGGUGUCUUCAUUUAACCCCCAUACACAUUGGAAAUUAACUAGUAGAAAAGUAAGGGUGGGGUUAGCAUCUCAUUUUUCAAUCAGGGAAUUGUAGAUAAGUUGCUUCCAACAAUGUUUAAUAAAACAGUAAUUUUUAAAGAAUAUAAUGUGGCCUUUUUGUGAAACUAUUUUGUUGCUCAUAGUAAUUUAAAUAAUCUUACUAUGAAUAAUUUUAAUGUAAAUUUUUCAAUCCUGUUUAAAGCCAAAAAAAAAAAAAUACCUGUAGGUCUUGGAAUUAAAAUCUAAAAAUUAGGAACACAGAUUUUCUCAUCAUCAUCAUCGUAAGAAGUAAAUUGUACACAAUGUACACACUGUAAGAAAAUGCCUUACUGAUCCUCUUAUAAUGCAGCUAUGCACAUUCUGUAUAGAAGAAUUGAUUGUAUGUGUACAUAUAUAUAUAUAUGUGUGUGUAUAUAUAAAUAUGUAUGUAUUUUCUAAUUUGUACUAGGUCUUCUUUUUUUUUUUUUUUUUACUAUUGAAUUAAGUUGUUAUAGAGUAUAAAAAUAUAUAAAUCUUAAUAUAAAUUUUAUUCAAAUAUUUUUUUUUUUAUAUUUGUAUAUAAUUGGUAUUUGUUGAUGAGAGUGCUUUAUUGUGUAUUGGUUUCCAUAGCGAUUCAGUUUGUAUUCAAUGUGUCAGAACAAAUAUUAUUGGAGAACAACAUUUUCAUGUAGCUUUAAGGUGUCACUAAUAUUGUCAGUCUCAACUGAUCUUAAUUGUUAAGUUCAACUGCAGUCUUGUAAUUUUAAAUCCAUGUCAACUGACUUGCAUUACCAGAUUGAGCUGAUCUGUAGUUGAUUUCAACUGAGUUGAUUAUCAGUUGGAAUAUUUUUAGUUUUAUUUCAGUACUAGUUGUAAGAAGCUUGAUUGAAUUUAUUUUCUGGGCAUUGUAUACAAAAGGAUUUUUUUCUGUGUCAAAAAUAAGUGAUAUUGUGUAUAAAUAAGGCUUCCAAUCCUAUUGAGUGAGGCAUAUUUUGUUAUUCACUGUUUAAUUAGAUAUUUUUUUCUAGCACACUUUCAACAAAUAAAAUCCUUGUAUUAUAUUCAAAAUUUGUUAACAUUUUGUAUCUGAAUACAGAUUAAUUUUGGUGUGAUUUUAGUGAACAAAGCUGUGGCAAGUCUUCAGAAGAUCACAUUUUCCUUGCUGUUUAAUGUAAACAUGUACUAAAUGUUAUAUAAUACAUCAGAUCCAAUAAUAAAUAGGUAAAAUCUGAA